CAAAAAAAAAACCCGAGAUCUUUCAAAUGCACAAAGAUAGAAAAUUUGCCUGUUGAUCACUUUAACCAAAAAAAAGGAUGAAUGAACCGAAACUUUUUUCAAGAAUGGUUCGAAAAAAUCAUUGUUCUUCAAGGUGCGUAAACAUCUUAAAUCGAAAAACCUGCCUGAAAAAGCUGUGCUAUUGAUCGACAACGCACCUUCUCACCCAGCAACAAGCGUGCUAAAGUCUUCUGAUGGACAAAUUUUUGCAAUGUUUCUCCCCCCAAACGUUACUGCUCUGAUCCAACCCAUGGACCAAGGAGUCAUUGCAACAAUGAAGAGGACAUACCGAACCAAGCUGCUAAUGACCAAAAUUGAAGGUUUUGAUCUGAAAAAGUUCUGGAAACACUACACAAUCUUGGACAGCAUCUACGAUAUUGCAUCUGCAUGGGACUCAGUGAAACCGUCAACCCUCAUAAAAUCAUGGAGAAAACUUAUGCCUAAUGUUGAAGCCCACAACAACCUAACCCCUUUGAGUUGUGAAGAAGAGAAUGAAGAUGUAGACACGCCCACGGCAACUCUUGCCGAUAUGAUGAAAACAGUUUUGGCUGGUGAGAACGUCGAUGCUGAAAACAUUAACGAGUGGUUGGAGUGUGACGUCAACGAACCUGGCUUCGGACGCUUGACAGAUGACGAAAUUGUGAAGAAAGCAAGGGGAGAGACCGAGAAUGAAGGAGAGCGAAGUGAAGACGAAGAAGAGCCCACUGUGCAGAUGCGGCAGGCUCACGAAGCGGCUUUGCAACAAGUCGACGGACUGCUGAGCUAUUUGGAAGAACAAGACGGCGCGGAGUUGGCCGAGAAACUUAUGCUACGAAAAAUGCAAUCUCGGAUCAAGAGAAAAUGCUUCCAAAGCAAGAAGCAAACACAAAUCACUGAUUUCUUCAGAAAGGUGUAGUUUUACAGUUAUGCUUUUGUAAUUACAUAAUACAUUACGGUAUUUAAUUACAUAAUACAUUACGGUAUUAAAACAGUACAUAUGUAUUAAUUUUUCUGUGUAUCCUUCACGCCUCUCGUAAGUACAAAGCACUUUUCUGUUUUCAUUAACAAAAUGCAUUUUAGGUUAGUUUUGUGUGAUAUACUAAAAUAUGAAGCGUUAGUUAAACAUUUCCUGCUGUUUAUUUUACGUUUUAUUGUACAUAAAACGAUUUUUCAAAGUUGGAAUCACUGUUUUCUCUUUUGCUAUACCCGUUUUUAGCUUUUUUCGGAUUAUCCGAAAAAUUCCGCGGAUAAUCGGGAGUGUACUGUAUUUGCCUAUGCGGGUGCCUUGUAACAUGACAUCGAAGAUAAAAGGAAGAAUUGCGGGAAUUUAAGUCAUUUUGCAAUAAUUCACCCGUCGAUUGCGUUGUCACUGUAUGAACGCGCUUUAUUAGUCAAGCUGUUUUAUAAAUGAGAUGAAAAUGCCAGUGCUGCUCUUCGUGAAUACCGACGGUUAAAACAAUUGCUUAGAGGACCGAUGACCAUAACUAACUUGCGAAGAAUGGUUGAAAGAUUUAAAACAACAGGAAUUCUUGGUGUGCAUCCAGGCCGAGGAAGUGAAGGAAUCAAGCAGGAAGAAGUUGCAACUGCCGUUAUGGAUCAGGCGAUAGCUAAUAAGCAAGUUAUCAGCAAUAUCACGACAGAUACCCCGUUCUCGACGAUGCAGAAAAUAUUACGUAAGAUCCUGAAAUUUUAUCAGUAUAAAAUAACCAUUAACUGAUGACACGGAUCUGAAUCUUGACAAUUUCUGGUGGUAAGGCAGUUCUGGUUCACUAGAAAGGCGUUGUGAAUCAAGGACAUGUUUCUGACAUUCCUACUUUAAAAGAUCAAAUAGUUACAUGUGAGACUGCCACAAUGUCGAUAUGCUGCGGGUCGCCGUCGAAAACCUCAUGUACCACAUACAAUUAUUGGAACAUCAAGUUGGUGGUCACUUUGAGCCAAAUUUAUAAGUUGUUAUAAUAAACGUUUUUCAUUGAUAUUUGGUGUAUUGCUAUUUACUGUUUCAAUUUCAGUUAUAUAUUCUUUUUCACACAUUAUGCGCUAGCAGCGCCAUAAUUUCC
Argiope bruennichi is the source of this 2075-nucleotide messenger RNA. Its product is annotated as jerky protein homolog-like. Lineage: Eukaryota; Metazoa; Arthropoda; Arachnida; Araneae; Araneidae. The record is from RefSeq and is a predicted model, not a curated record. Bases 251 to 934 code for a protein of 227 amino acids. The transcript has a single exon. Gene Ontology annotation, molecular function: nucleic acid binding.